CACAGACAGAAAGUAAGUGCUAGCUAACCUAAAUGCUAUCCUGAUCAUUCGCUCACUUAGGUUUCAGAAGUGAAGUUGCUGUUAACUGUUAACUGUCCUAAGUACGUUCAACGGUGAUGUUUUUAAUUCCAGUAUUUACUCUUUCUGCGUUAUUCGUUGCUUUUGCUUCUAGCGCUAUUACGGUUUGCCCUCCUGAGAAAGAUUUGGAACCAUGCUAUUGCAGACAAUUGGCAUCUGGUCUCUUUGUCGGAUGUGCCAAUUUCAAUUCCAGUUCCAGUCUCGUAAGAGCUUCUAAAAUCAUGCGCGAAUACUAUGUGACUAAAGUCCUUUUACAUCGUUUAUACAUCACAGAGGUAUUGCCGAGUGAUUUGUUUCAUAACACUUAUAUCAACGGAUUAACAGUUGAGAAUUCCACAUUAAAAUUCUCACAGCCUGCGUUUACAGGUUUGGAUGAUACUUUGUACUACUUGUCCGUUGGAAAACAUUCUGUGAUCAAAAGCAAAGAUGAUUUCACUUUGGCACGCCUUAGCAAACUUGAAGAGUUUAGAAUGAAGUUCAAUAACCUGCCAAAGAUCCAAGGUACAUGGUUGAAAGGAAAAGUUCCUAAUGUUCGUAAACUCGUCUUAGACGACAAUAAUAUAAUCGAAGUCGAAAGAGGUGCAUUUUCUACACUGUCACAAUUAAAGAGUAUAUCUAUGGCUAACAAUCAAAUCAUUAAGGUGAGCAGAUCAUUAUUUCCAUACCCAGCCGAGCAUCUGGAGACCAUUGAUCUAACUGACAAUGAGAUCGAGACAUUGCCAUUUGACUUCUUCUUUCUUAUGCCUUCCUUGACACAUGUCCUCCUGGCUGAAAACAACUUAAAAACCUUACCAGAAAUGACAUGGUUAUCAGUAUGGGAAAAUCUGUUUGAUGUUAUUCUGAUAGAAAACAAAAUAGUGUGUGAUGGGAAGUUGGAAUGGCUGAAGAAGCUUCCUCGAGUCAAGAACUUGAAAGGUGACUGCGUUGCUCCUAAAGAAGUAGCUGGAAAACCAAUUUGGGAGGUAUAUUAUGGAUGGGAUAGUAACAUCAUGUAGCAUUGCCAUCAUCUAAUUUCGUUAUUUUUAGAUCGAAAAGAGAGUAAAUAUUUAUUGAUGUUUUUCUUCGAAGUUUUAUUAAUAAUGUUGUAUAUGAUAAUUAUCACAUAUUUCGCUAUUAAUUGCAUUUUCUUUAGAAUCCUUGUAUUUUACACGUGAUGCAUUAUAGCCAUCAUAUUUGUUAAACAUAUUUGAUAUAAAAAUGAUUACAUGUUUAGACUUUGUAACAUGUAAAUAGAUAACAGUGAUUGGAAUUUUUUUAGUAUUGCUUUGGUGAUUUUGUAUAAAGGUUAGAAAAAUUAUUUAUGAAUUUUAAUUUUGUAAACAUUUUUCAAAAUAAAGCAUCUUUAUUUUUUGCCUAA
Messenger RNA from Stegodyphus dumicola, 1435 nucleotides. RefSeq lists its product as uncharacterized. Lineage: Eukaryota; Metazoa; Arthropoda; Arachnida; Araneae; Eresidae. The record is from RefSeq and is a predicted model, not a curated record. Gene Ontology annotation, molecular function: protein binding.